AGUCUCCACCAGCAGCGAUGUCAAGAAAUGGAUACUUCUUUGAAGAGAGUGGGUACCUCAAAUGUGACACCGAUGAUGGCUGCGAGACGAAGGAGGAGACGGCGGGUGAGGAGCUCUUCGAUGCAGUGAACUCCUCCAUCGUCUCUGGGGACAGCAUCCGCUUCUUCGUCAAUGUCAACCUGGAGGUGCCACCCAACGCCACUGCUGAAAGUGAAAGUGCUGGCUGCGUGUUACUGCACACAUCACGGAAGUACCUGAAAUUAAAGAAUUUUGAGGAGGAAGUCAGAGCCCACCGAGACCUGGAUGGGUUCUUGGCCAGAGCCAGCAUCAUCCUUGAUGAAACAGCCACGUCCUUGGACGAUGUUCUUCGAGAGAUGCUGAAACACUUUGCAGAAGAUCCUGAAAACACGGAGCCUAGCUGCAACUUUGAAAAAAUCAUGAGCACUUUAUUCACAGAUUCAGGGACCCCACGAGAAGGGAAUGGCACCCAUGAUGUUUCAGAGUCAACAGGAAUGAAUAUACAAACAUGUACAUCGCACCUCAAAUUUCACCUCUUAUCAGAUACAAUUCAAGGGGUCACAGCGACAGUCACGGGGGUGCAGUACCAGCAGUCCUGGCUCUGUAUCAUUUGCACUAUAAAGUCCCUUCAGCGGCGUCACGUUUGCAUCAGCCGCCUGGAGAGACCUCAGAACUGGGGGGAAAACUCCUGCGAAGUCAGAUUUGUCAUACUAGUCCUGGCUCCUCCUAAAAUGAAAAGUACCAAGACAGCUACAGAAGUGGGCAGGACCUUUGCAACAAUGUUUUCGGACAUAACCUUUCGGCAGAAACUCCUAGAAACCAAAACUGAAGAGGAAUUUAAGGAGGCACUAGUCCACCAACGCCACUUGCUGACGGUGGUGAAUCAGAGACCCUCAGGGAUGAGCGAUGGGCACAAGUCACAUGGUCAUAAACCACUCAAGCUGCACGAGUUUCUCAAUGUUGGCAAGGGGAUUUCUGAUGACAUUGCACGAAGGCUUCCAGUGUACGCGUUGGACUUCACUGAUGGUGUUAUUGGGAACAACAAAGCUAUAGGAAAAUACAUCACCACUAUGAUCUUUCUCUAUUUUGCCUGCCUCCUUCCAUCCAUUGCUUUUGGGUCACUCAAUGAUGAAAAUACUCGAGGAGCUAUUGAUGUACAGAAGACAAUCGUUGGUCAGUGCAUUGGAGGGCUGCUUUAUGCACUCUUUUCGGGGCAACCUCUAGUUGUACUCCUAACUACAGCUCCUUUAGCACUCUACAUUAAUGUCAUCCGAGGAAUCUGUGAUGACUACAACUUGGAUUUCAGUGCUUUCUAUGCCUGGAUUGGACUGUGGAACAGCUUUUUCCUGGUGAUGUACUCCCUCUUCAAUUUCAGCCUUCUGAUGAAGCUCUUUAAAAGGUCAACAGAAGAAAUAAUUGCACUUUUUAUAUCCAUCACAUUUGUGCUUGAUGCCUUCAAAGGCAUUAUUAAAGUUUUUAAGAAAUAUUACUACCAUGGGCGCACAGGAGACAGUUACUUGGAAAAAACACGAGCUGAUGCUAUUCCAAGCCUCGGCAUCAAUACAUCCUUCUUGAUGAACUCAUCAGUGAGCAGAUCCAUGUCCCUAGAGAAUCAAACAGGCACCCAUGAUGUGCAUUAUGGACGUGAAACUGCCGUCCUUAGUCUCAUGUUGAUGUUGGGUACCCUUUGGCUUGGUCAUACGCUCUAUCAGUUUAAGAAAAGCCCAUAUCUGCAUGCCAGAGUACGGGAAAUUCUGUCCGACUGUGCCUUACCCAUUUCAGUUCUGACUUUCUCUGUGGUGGGUUCCUAUAUCUUCAAGGAAAUUGAAAUGUCUAAAUUUAACUACAACCCAUCUGAGAGCUUGUUUGUCCUGGCCCCCGUCCAGUCCCUCUCCAUUGGAUCGGUGAUGAGUGCCAUGGGGUUGGGGUUCCUCCUGUCCAUGCUCUUCUUCAUAGAGCAGAACAUCGUGGCGUCGCUCACAAAUGCUCCAGAGAACAGGUUGGUGAAGGGAACAGCUUAUCACUGGGACCUGCUGCUUGUUGCGCUGAUUAACACAGGACUGUCUGUCUUUGGUCUCCCAUGGAUCCAUGCUGCCUUCCCACACUCCCCCAUGCACGUCCGUGCCCUGGCCUAUGUGGAGGAGAGGGUUGAGAAUGGACACAUCUAUGAGACGAUCGUGAGUGUGAAGGAGACACGGCUGACAAGUCUAGUGGCAAACUUCUUGGUUGGCCUCUCGCUCCUGCUCCUCCCUUUCCCUCUCCAGUGGAUCCCAAAGCCAGUCCUCUACGGCCUCUUCCUCUACAUUGCCUUGACCUCCAUUGAUGGGAACCAACUCUUUGAAAGGGUGGCUCUCCUGCUUAAGGAACAGACUGCUUAUCCCCCGACACAUUACAUUCGCAGAGUGCCCCAGAGGAAGAUCCACUAUUUCACAGGCUUGCAGGUCCUGCAACUCCUCAUCCUCUGUGGUUUCGGCAUGUCACCAUUGCCCUACAUGAAGAUGAUCUUCCCUCUCAUCAUGAUAGGGAUGAUCCCCAUCAGGUAUAACCUGCUGCCUAGGAUCAUCGAAGCCAAGUACUUGGAUGCUAUGGAUGCAGAGCACUAA
Messenger RNA from Acanthisitta chloris (rifleman), 2621 nucleotides. It is a transcript of the gene SLC4A11, whose product is annotated as solute carrier family 4, sodium borate transporter, member 11. Gene Ontology annotation, molecular function: solute:inorganic anion antiporter activity. Gene Ontology annotation, biological process: transmembrane transport; monoatomic anion transport; monoatomic ion homeostasis. The record is from RefSeq and is a predicted model, not a curated record. The annotation marks the transcript as partial. Gene Ontology annotation, cellular component: plasma membrane; basolateral plasma membrane. Lineage: Eukaryota; Metazoa; Chordata; Aves; Passeriformes; Acanthisittidae. The transcript is spliced from 20 exons.